This is a messenger RNA of Myxocyprinus asiaticus (Chinese sucker), 6257 nucleotides long. RefSeq names its product kinesin-like protein KIFC3. Gene Ontology annotation, molecular function: microtubule motor activity; microtubule binding; ATP binding. The transcript is spliced from 22 exons. Lineage: Eukaryota; Metazoa; Chordata; Actinopteri; Cypriniformes; Catostomidae. Gene Ontology annotation, biological process: microtubule-based movement. Bases 2037 to 5225 code for a protein of 1062 amino acids. The record is from RefSeq and is a predicted model, not a curated record.
AUGCUGAUGAUAGAGCUUAAACAUUGCUUUAAACUGCAAUUUAGUCUGACCAUUAACUGCUGUGUUGGUUACUUGGGUUAGAACUGAAUAAGAGCAAUGAAGGCUUGUUUUUCUGUGAGUUAAAAUAUGUGACCCAUCCUCUAUGUGACAUGCUUCUAAAAUGGGUAAUGAACCAGAAGAUGGUCUAUUGUCAAUUUUUAUACACACUUGGGGAACAUGGCAUACAUUCUUUAAGCAGUGAUUGAGUUCCAGCACAAGGGUGCAGUGAUCUGUUAUGACCACAAAUCAUAAUUCAGACCCCAUGAUUCACACUGUCAGUUCUCACUGUGAGGUAAUCAAAGGGUUGCCCAUCACCAUGGAGUUAUUGUUAUACAGUAGAGGCAUGAUGGACUAGGGUUAUUGUCAGUAAUGAAAACCAAAUAAAGACUUUUAAUAAAAUGAAAAGAAAAACCAAACAUAAUUUGAAAAACUGAAAUUAAACUGAAAUAAAUUUGUGACUCCAAAACUAAAACUACUGACAUACUAAAACUAAACUGCUAGCAAACACUUUUAUAAAAAAAAAAAAAAAAAAAAAAAAAAAAAACUAAAUUUAAAAGGACAAUCUAAAAAUAAAGUUGAAACUAAUAAUUAAAUAAAUGCAAAACUAUAAUAACCCUUUAGUGAACAUGCUUAAAAGAUGCAGUGCAACACAUUUAUCCCACUGUGGCAAUGACCCAUCAUGGACAAGCUGACAAGUCAUGGACAAGUGCUCUGCACUGCAUUCAAAAUAGACAUAGUUUUUGAAUUCUUUCCUUCCCUCUCUUUUUGCAUAAAUGCAAACAGUCGUUACAUCAUCAGCUAUGAGAUGGUUGUGCUUAAAUCUGUACUGCAGUGACAGAUGGACAACAUGAGAAAAGGGAGGGGUCAAGGAUGAACAUGUUUUUUCUCUCAGUGGAGGUGUGGGACAUCACCCGCAGUGCACGACCGGCCAGACUAUGAAUGUUUGGAUUUUGCCCAGUAUUAUGGACCACAAACUGGGAGAAAGUUCAGACCAUCAACAAGAAUUAUAAAAGAGGGAGCGUCCUGACCUGUGAGAAUUUUACCCCACCAUCAAACGACUGUAAAAAUACAAUAAAACCAUUAGUGACUCGAGGAGACGAAGAUUAAUUCAACAUCAGCUUUUGCCAAAGGGAGAUUACAGCUCUGUUUGGAUGAAAAUUUUUAUGAUUGUUCACUGGAAUGUUCAGAUUUCUCUGGAAUAGACCUGUAGUCUUAUCAAAGACAAAUUCAUCACUGGAAGUUCUCCAAAGAAGAGGCAUUGAGAUUGCAGGAGAGGACGUGAAAUUUAAAAGGGAGAAUGCAAACAUUCUGAACCAUUUCCUGGGUAACAAACAAUAGUGAUCUAUUGUUCCACAAGUGUUUGCGUGUGCCUGUACAUUGGCAUACAUGACUUUGUUUAUCAGGGUGUGUCUGUAUUGAUGUGUGUCCAGGUUAGUUGAAAUGGCUUUUGUGGGGUAUAAAAGCAGGUGCGCAUGAGUCCGUCCACCCUCAUCCUCUCAAGCGAGAGCUAUCUCAUUUGCUGAUCAAAUCACAAACAGAUUAUCAGUCUAAAUGAGCAUUAGAAGAACUCCGCUUAAAGGCAUGUGAAUCUUCAGUUCAGUGUGACUGUCUAGGACUGGAAUCAGUGCAAUCUUAAGGACUUGCUUUUCAAGCAAAUACAGCAAAGAUCUGUAUAUAAAAGACUCAAAAGGCUACAGUAAAGAACUUUAAACUUUCCAAACAGAUUGCAUGGACUAUUGCUUGUUUGGAAUUUUCCUUGUUUAAUUAACUUUGGAAGAUCAUGUGAUUUAUCUGCAUCAAACUUAACAGAAAAGCUCAGCUGUCCAUGAUUGCAACAGUUGAUAUCACUACUGUAACUUCAACCGGAAGAUAGUGAUCGGCGCUCAUGACGAUCCUGAAACAGGAGAAUUCAGAAUGUCUUUUAAACGACACUCCAUCUCUGAUUGAGAUUGAAUGUGUUGGGCAACCCAAUCUUGACUGUUUUAGUGAGCAUCAUCAUGUAUGUAUUGUGCACCUUGGUGUUUCUGUCUCUUCACAACCUCUUCAAGAGACCUAAGGUCCUGGAGCCCACAAAACAUGAGACUGAAGAGCCCACAAAACAUGAGACUGAAGAGUCCCCCAAGCUGGCCAGCCCGGAUGCAGCAAAAUUGAGGUUCAAGAAGAGAGCCAAGCACCCCUGGCCUGGAAGUUCUGGAGCGUUACAGACCUCAAGCGUCUCUAGACGCAGUGGCUUUGAAAGUUGCCUGGAUAGAAUACCAAGCAGACCAAGAAAAAGCAGAGCAGUACACCUUGAGAACGUGCAUGACAGGAGGAAGAAUGCACAGCCGGUCCAGCGGUGCGAUCUGCUCGGCCCUGCGGUCAUGUACAGCACGCGAAAGACCUGGGACGUCUGCCACACCCCCUGCCUACAGGAACUCUGGAACAAAGACCUCUCAUUGGACGCAAGUUCCCUGGAUAUCCUGAUGAGUGAUGGUGAGGAGGAGAGCUCCUUCCUCUCGUUACCCGACUCUGUUCUUCAGCGCCACUGUUUGACCUCUGACCUCUCAAAAACACCCAGCUCUGACCAGCAGCAGCUGCUAAUACAGACGCUGCAAGAAAGAGUUUGUGAGUUCCAGGCACGCUUGCACAGCGAAGACGCAGCUAAAAGACUCCUCCUACAACGCCUGCAGACACACGACCACCAUAACCAAGAACAUCCAUCCAUUUGCUUAGAACCUCAAGAGCAGCCCAGACUGCAGGACUACAGCCAAGCUAUAUCCCCUACAGGUGUGAGGGGCUCUAGUGCUUUGACACGAAGGACAGUGGAUUUUCCCAGCACUGUACAAGUGAAGGUUCACUCACGGGAACAACUACAAAAAGACGAGGGGGAAGAACUCACUCUCAUUAUAGGGCUACGCACACAGGUCAAGGAGCUGGAGGAGAAACUAGUGGAUCAGACGCAGGAGGUGGAGAGACUGCGCUCUGAGCUGGGGGCGACAGAUCUGGAGAAACAGCUCGAGGUGCUGGAGAGUGAAAACCAGCGGCUCAAACAGGAGCUGAGGGCCAGUCACACCCAGCAGCCCCAGAACACCUGUUCGACUGCCCACUGCCCACACAGCCGGGAUGUGGAGGCUCUGCGUAGUGAGCUAUGUCGUAAGGAGGAGGAGUGCCGUGAGCAGGAAUGGCGACUGGCUGCACUGGAGCUGCAGGUGCAGGAGAGGACAGGUGUGAUAGUACAGUUGCAGCAGCAGUUAGAGGAGGCUGCACAGCGCAGACAGGAGCUACAGCAGCAGCUGGAGGAGGUCUCACAGAACAGGAGUCAGAGUGAGGAGCAGCUGACCUCACGACUUCAUGAUGCUGAGGAGGCUCUGUCUCGCCAUGCUGCACUGCCUCCACAGGUCAAGUAUGUGACCAAGACAGUUGAGGUGGAGUCGACUCAGUGUAAGCAGGCUUUAAUGGAGGCUCAGGCCCGUAACCAGGAACUUCAGGAGCAGUUGGGUGUGCAGAGACAGCUCCUUAGAGAGUUAGAACAGCAGCUCAACGAGUCCCAGAGGACCAGCAGUCAGUUACGCCAGCAGAUCCUGGUGUAUGAGGGUGAGAUGGAGAAAGCUCAGGGUCAUCUGGAGGCAGAGAUGCAGAGUCUAGAGGAGGAGAAGAACAGAGUGAUCGAGGAAGCGUUCAUCAGAGCAGAGAGUGAGAUGAAGGCCGUUCAUGAGAACCUAGCAGGAGUGCGGAUGAACCUCCUGACCCUGCAGCCGGCCCUGAGAACCCUCACCUGUGACUACAACUGCCUGAAGAGACAGGUGCAGGACUUCCCUUACAUGCUGGAGAAAGCCAUUGCAGAGGCAAAGCAGGAGAUCUGUCAGGUGAUUGGAGAGGUGAGCAGUGCAAACCAAGAAUUGCUGCGAAAAUACAAGAGAGAGAUGAACCUGAGGAAGAAAUGCCACAAUGAACUGGUGCGCCUCAAAGGCAACAUUCGUGUGUUGUGCCGAGUACGCCCCAUAUGCCCUGGAGAAACAGAUGCUGCUGACACCAAAAACCUAGUGACCUUUGACCCUGAUAAUGAUGCUGUUCUCUACCUGUCCAAUAAGGGCAAGCUCAUGUCCUUUGAACUUGACAAAGUCUUUCCCCCUCAGGCUACUCAGGAGGAGGUGUUCCAGGAAGUGCAGUCUCUGGUCACGUCCUGUAUUGAUGGCUUUAAUAUAUGCAUCUUUGCCUAUGGACAAACAGGCUCUGGAAAGACCUACACUAUGGAGGGCGUCCCUGAGAACCCUGGCAUCAACCAGCGUGCUCUGCGGCUGCUCUUCUCUGAAGUGACCGAGAAGAAGCCUGACUGGGACUAUAAGAUCACCGUCAGCAUGGUGGAAAUCUACAAUGAGACACUUCGAAAUCUUUUGGGUGAUAAUCCAAAUGAGAAACUUGAUAUCAAGAUGUGUCCAGAUGGCAGUGGACAACUGUAUGUGCCAGGACUCACUGAGUUCACAGUGGAAAGUGUGGAGGACAUUAACAAGGUGUUUGACCUGGGUCACAUGAACAGAGCGACAGCGUGCACUAAUCUGAAUGAGCACAGCUCUCGUUCUCACGCCCUCCUUAUCGUCACAGUAGCGGGUUUCAACUCUUCAACAGGCCACCGUUCCUCAGGUAAGCUGAAUCUUGUGGACCUGGCUGGGUCUGAGCGGAUUGCCAAAUCUGGUGCUGAGGGCAGCCGUCUGCGUGAAGCUCAGUGCAUCAACAAAUCACUGUCUGCUCUUGGUGAUGUCAUCAAUGCCCUGCGCUCCAAACACUCACAUGUGCCCUUCCGGAACUCUCGCCUCACGUACCUGCUGCAGGACUCGCUCAGUGGAGACAGCAAGACCCUCAUGAUGGUGCAGGUGUCUCCUCUAGAAAGUAAUGUCAGUGAGUCAGUGUGCUCUUUGAAGUUUGCUCAGCGUGUUCGGACUGUUGAGAUCGGCUCCUCAUCUUCCUCACGACGUCAAGCAGAGAACUCCUCAACAUCUUCCUCACCUACUCACGACAGCGUGGAGCUGGACUCUCCUCCUGUGACCCCUGUCCCUCUCCCCAUCUCAAGGGCUAGUAGUGCAGGUUCGACCCUCUCCUCUGCCUCUAAAACCCCCAGCACCCGGCGGAGGUCCCAAAGCCAGCUCUCCACAGAUAGACAGGUAGACAGAAGCAGCCCAUUGGCUGGGGACGGUGGGCAGGACGAAUGAAGUUAACAGCGUGAUAAACACCUCAAAGUGGAAGUACAGAGAGCUGUUGUCUGUCCUCCAAACCUCUCGACCAAUCAGCUCCUUUCUUGAUGAUUCUACCAAUGACAGACCUGCAUUUCAUACUUGACGGGAAGGGGGGAACUUAACCGGCAUAUCAGGGUUGGGAAUUUGAUAACAGACAUCUACUGAAGAGACAUUCCUUUUGAUCUGAUUGAUUGACUUGAUUUAAGAUGAUCAUAUGUGAUUCAAGAUAAUGACCUCUCAACACCUGCUGCCUCAGGAUGAGAAGACCCUUCCAUUACAGCAAAGUAUUUAUGGGCAAUAAUGCACUUUAGUCUAGUCUAAGCUGUCAUUUUUAGUGUUAAUGUUACAUAAAUGCAGAAUUGAUUUAUAAAUGCUUGAAUGUACGUGUGUGUGUAUAUAUUCGUGUGUCUAAGCAAGAUAUUAAUUCUUUUUUUUUUUUUCAUAUAAAUUUUUGGGUUUUAUCUUUUUUUUCUUUUACAGUUUCUUCAUAUGAGAACAAUUCAUAAUUCCACAACUGAUAAGCUUUGAAAAUUGUGUUUUAAAUGGUGGCAAUAAGAAAUAAUGCAAAGUUUGGUUUCUGAUUAGCAUUUUUUCUUUUUGUAUAUACAAACUUGAAGGCCAUUCAAAGCCUGGACCGUCUUCCUGAUUCAUGCAUGUCUCUCAAUGUGCUCUCAUUAAUUUUAGGACAAUCAUUAGCAAUUUUUGUGCAGUGAAGUCAAAUCAUUAUGGUAUACAGCAUUUGCUGAACUCAGACAAUGUGUCGCUCUGCUUGUAAACAGGAAGCGGACUAGUUAUGUAAAUAUAAAUGCAUUCCUUAUGACCCUCAGUAGCUUACAGUACGUCCUCAGUGUACGAUCUCUCAGUGUCUUGAACUUGAACAAACCACUAAGUAAGAGUAAAGCUACUGUUUGUGGCUCUGGGGUCUUGCUUGCUUGUAUUCACAUUGGUGCAUGUUUGUAUGCAGUUUUUUUUUUUUUUCUACAGUUUUUAAUAAAUGCCCAAAACCAA